GCUGCAUUUCUCGCAAUCGUACCUUUGGUGUAUGCAGCCAAUCCAGUAGCUAUUCAGUUUGGACAGAUCGGAACUUAAAACUUAACUCCUCAAACUAUUGCCUGUGAUUUUUACAAUACAAUUCUUCAGUUUACACCCGCUUACUAUGGACAAACUCUUGAAGAUGUUUCUGACGCUUCGACAUGGAUUAUUGCAAAACUAGAUCCAAUUUUCUCGCAAACUACAUUUGCAUGUCCUGCUUGUUCAUUUAGUAACAAUGGAGGAAAUUCUCUUUUCAGUCCAAAUACCAACAAAACUAAUAAUACUACUUGCUUUGCAAAAACAAAUCAAUAUUACAAAGUAUAUUUUCCAGCUGCUUCGAAAUAA
Messenger RNA from Adineta steineri, 366 nucleotides. Lineage: Eukaryota; Metazoa; Rotifera; Eurotatoria; Adinetida; Adinetidae. The record is from the annotation of a GenBank genome assembly.